Enterobius vermicularis (human pinworm) is the source of this 1146-nucleotide messenger RNA. NCBI's taxonomy places the organism in Eukaryota, Metazoa, Nematoda, Chromadorea, Rhabditida, Oxyuridae. The record is from the annotation of a GenBank genome assembly.
AUGUUUAUGUUUGGGAAUAUGUUUGGUGCCAGUGCUCUUACCUAUGCAUCUGACAGCCAAAAAUAUUUGACGAUGCUAAAUUUCAGAUUUGGAAGAAAACCAAUUGUUAUUUUCGGUAUGAUAAGCUUACCUUUCACAAACACAAUUUCGUUGUUAUUUGGUGUCAAAUAUCUCCCAAUUAGUCGUUUUUUACAAGGCCUUUUUACUCCGGCUUUGUUGUUGGUUAUGUGGGUGCAAGCCUAUGAGUGUAUUCCAGUAAAACUCCGUAAACACGCUGCAUUUUCAUUUGGAGUCUUUUGGGUUUUUGGUUACUGUGUCGUUGCUCCAAUUGCAUAUUAUUUUCCAGACUGGAUCUUACUUAGCACAAUAAAUACUGCUCCGACUGCAAUUUUUGCACUAGUUUUCAUCUUCAUAUUGCCAGAAAGUUUUCAUUUUCUGGUUUUGAAAAACAAAGAUGAUCAAGUCCGAGCGUGGAUUAAUAAAGCCAAGCGUUAUAAUAUACCAAAAAUUACACUGUCUGCCGAUGAAAUAAUGUAUGAAACUGUGUUACGAACCAAAAAAACUGGUCAACCGAAGCAGUCAGAAAGCGAUAAAUCCUGGACAUGCGAUACGUUUGUCUAUUUUGGAUUAUCACUGUAUACGACACAUUUGGCUGGAAAUGUUUAUUGGAAUUAUACACUUUCCGGUCUCAUUGAGUUACCAGUAUAUAUUCUGUCACCUUGGGCGCUUGAACGUUUUGGCAGAAAACCGGUGGUCGCUAUAACACAUUUUCUCGCUGGAAUAUCUUUGGCAGCAUUUAUCGUCAUACCAGAUGGUCCUGGCUGGAUACCGACCAGUUUUUGGCUUUUGGGAAAAUUUUCAAUAUCAUGUUCUUUUAUGAGCAUUUUUGUAUACUCUAGCGAAGUGUUUCCAACAUCAAUCAGGAAUACCUGUAUUGGUUCCUGUACUAUUUUGGCUCGUAUCGGUGGUAUACUGGCACCCUAUGUUCGGCAUCUUAGAUCAAUUGUCAUAUUUCUUCCAAUGUUAUUUUUUGGUAUAUUAUCGGUAAUCGCUGGAUUUUUGACACUAUUUUUACCGGAAACACGUAACAAACAUUUGCCGUCAUUAUUAGACCAAAUAGAUGGACAAAAAAAAACGGAACUUUAA